CGCCGCGGGCCGCGCUUCCUCCGCGGGCGCGCGCGCGGGCCCUGUGCGUGGGGUUUUUUUUUUUUCCCCUUGAUUUUUUUUUUUUUUCUGAUUUUUUUCCUGUUUUUCCCCUGAUUCCCCCCGCCCCCCCUCCCCCCCAACCCUCCUCCUCGGCCGCUCCGGCCCCGCCGCGGCUCCAUGUUGGAGCGGCGCUGAGCGGCCGCGCAGGCCGGGGCGCUGGGCGGCCGCGCCCCCCCCGCCCGCCCCGGGGCUGCCCCGGCCCCGCGGGGCUCGUCCAUGGAAAGCGGCUCCGUCAUCGCCCAGGUGCAGCGGGAGGAGGCGCCGCGGCUCCCCGCGCCCGGCUUCGGCUCCAGGUCUUCCCCCAAGAAACCCCGCGGCCGGAGCAUCUUCAAAGCGCUUUUCUGUUGCCUCCGCGCCCAGAAUGGGGGCCAGGGGGGCUGCGGGGCCGAGCACGGGGCCUGCAAGGAGGAGCCCAACACCGUCGCCAAGUCCGAUCUCUUGCCGUGUCUCCAGUACCAGUUCUACCAGAUCCCCGGGACCUGCCUCCUGCCCGAGGCGACGCAGCAGGACCAGGGCCGGAUCUGCGUGGUCAUCGACCUCGACGAGACGCUGGUGCACAGCUCCUUCAAGCCCAUCAGCAAUGCAGACUUCAUCGUGCCCGUGGAGAUCGAGGGGACCACGCACCAGGUCUACGUGCUCAAAAGGCCGUUUGUGGACGAGUUCCUGCGGCGCAUGGGGGAGCUCUUCGAGUGCGUCCUCUUCACCGCCAGCCUGGCCAAGUACGCCGACCCAGUGACCGACCUCCUGGACCAGCGCGGAGUCUUCCGGGCUCGGCUCUUCCGGGAAUCCUGCGUCUUCCACCAGGGCUGUUACGUGAAGGACCUGAGUUUGCUGGGCCGGGACCUGCACAAGACCCUCAUCCUGGACAACUCACCUGCCUCCUACAUCUUCCACCCCGGCAACGCGGUCCCUGUCCAGUCCUGGUUCGAUGACAUGGCAGACACGGAGCUGCUCAACCUCAUCCCCAUCUUCGAGGAGCUCAGUGAGGCGGAGGACGUUUAUGCCAGCCUCGGCCAGCUGCGGGCACCCUAGGGCUCCCCCAGGGUCUCCUCCCGGCCCCGUUACGGCGGGGAACCUUCACUCAGUGCCUUGGAUCAAAGAUGCUGCUUUGGGGCAGCACAGCCGGACCCCAGCCCGGGGGUUCCCCUCCCCUCUGCCCGGGCGCAGGGCAGCGGCAGUGAGACCUCGGCUCCCUCCUGGCUCCUGCCCCUCGUCUGGGCUCCGUACAAGAGGGUGCCAGGAGCCCAGUUCCCCCAGUUUGCUGUAACUGGGUUGGACUGAUUCUUCCUUGGGAGCAAAGCCCAGCAGACAGGCAUCAGGAUCCCCCUCCUCAGGGCGCCUCAGGCCGGUGGGGCACCUCUGCUCCCCCAUCUCCGCCUGGAUCCAGGGCAUUACUCCACGCUGGGGGAGUUGUCUCCCUUCGGAUCGGGGUUUCUAGCCCCACAAGCACCGCCAGAAUCUGCCGCAGGCAGGGAAAAGCUCCGGCUCUGGCUCCCCGCAGCCUCCCCGUCCCCCUUGCGGAACGGCCCUGGCCCAGGACUCCCCGCACCCGGGGAGCGACGCCAGCCGAGCCGCGGCCACCAAGCCUUACCACCCCCCUCGGGGCCCAGCGCCCUCCCCGCGGCCCAGAUGGGACUGGGAGCGAUCUCCCAUCCGGGACCUGGUCCUCAGGCCCUGUCCGUGCCUCAGGUAACACCCGUGGGUGCCAGCACCUCUGCGCUGGGGGUCUGAACCACCGCCCGACGCAGCCCAGUCCUGGGGGUCCCGUAUCCUGUGCAGCUCUGUGUCCUGUGCGGGCCAGGGCAGCACCCAGGCCUUCAGGCACCCAGUCCCCACCAGCACCCUGAGCCCAGGGGACCCGGGGAGCAGCCUCCAUGUCCCUCUGUUUACGUGCCUCCCCCUCCCACGGUGUCACUGCCAAAGGAAACCAGCCCCCCCCCCCCCGGCACCCACUGGUGGCCCCUGCUCAGACCAAGGGCGUGGGGCUGCUGCCCCUGAAACGGGCUCAAGAGCACCCUGUGGGCAGGCAGCGCUGCGCUGGGCAGCCUCUCACCAGCCCCAGCUCUCGCCCCGUGGAGUGGGUGCUGCUCAGCCCUCAUCUGCCUUCUGGGGGGGGGUUGUGUCCCCCUGUCAGGGAUGCCCCAGGCAGCCCCCCCCGAGCCUGGGUGCAGCCCGCCAACGUGGGCGUCUCAGCAGUGCUACCCUCGGGGGCCUCCUCCUUUUCUUAUUACUUGAAGGGGCCACGGCCCAGCCUGGCCUCGCUCUGUUUUUGGACCCUUUGUACUAACUGCGAUUAAAGAAACCAGCAGAAAA
Molecule: messenger RNA, 2373 nt
Organism: Rhea pennata
Lineage: Eukaryota; Metazoa; Chordata; Aves; Rheiformes; Rheidae
Gene: CTDSP2
Product: CTD small phosphatase 2
Exons: 8
Coding region: 277-1092 (271 amino acids)
Molecular function (GO): RNA polymerase II CTD heptapeptide repeat phosphatase activity
Source: RefSeq, a predicted model, not a curated record